ACAAAUGUACUUGGAAACAAAUAUCUAAAUCACCAGGGAUUGUAGUAAAACCCUUCACAGUGACUCAGAGCGUAGCUUCCUAGAGAAAACAAUGGCGAAUAUGCCAAUGGAUAUCGUCAACGAUGUAUUCCUUCGUCUGCCUGCUACUACACUGGUCCGAUGCCGCCUCCUCUCGAAGCCUUGCUUCUCUCUUAUCGACAGUCCCGACUUCAUCGCCUCGCAUCUCAAACGCGUUCUCGAAACCGAAGAGCACCUCAUGAUCAUACUGCGAUCGCCUCGCCUUCUACGUACGGUGUACCUCGACGCACCGGAUAAAAUCUCAGACGUCGAUCAUCCUCUGCAAGCCGGUGGUUUCACGGAGGUUUUCGGUUCGGUUAACGGCGUGAUCGGUUUAACAAACUCUCCGGUUGAUUUAGCGAUUUUCAAUCCGUCGUCUCGCAAAAUCCACCGCUUACCGAUUGAGCCUAUCGAUUUCCCUGAGCAUUACAUCUCUCGCGAGAAUGUGUUUUACGGAUUAGGCUACGAUUCGGUGAGCGAUGAUUACAAAGUUGUGAGGAUGGUUCAGUCUACGCAUAAAGGCCAUGGAGAAAGCUUUGGUCGCGCUUUUGAAAUCAAAGUUUUCAGCUUGAAAAGUAAUAAAUGGAAGAGAAUCCAUCUUCUAUUUGACGUUCAGAUUCUUUUCACAAAAGUAUAUUACCGUUUGCUUUACCGCCGCGGAAAUGGUGUUCUUGCUAGCAACAGGCUUCACUGGAUUCUACCUCGAAGUCGAGGAUAUAUAGCCUGGAACACCGUGAUCAGAUUUGAUCUCGCCUCUGACGAUCUUGGAAUCCUCAGGUACCCACUGGAGCUUCUCCAUGAAGAUGGUAUGGGCAUAGGUGUGUUAGAUGGCUGCCUUUGCUUGAUGUGUUACAGCGAGUCUAGCCAUGUGGGUGUUUGGAUUUUGAGGGAAUAUCGAGGGAAAUGGUCUAAGUUCAUUUCGGUGCCGAAACCUGAGACUGCGGUUUCGUUUGAGUUUGUGAGGCCUUUGAUCUAUUCUAAGGACAGGAGCAAGAUUUUGCUGGAGAUAAACAAUGGGAAGCUCUUUUGGUUUGAUUUGGCGAGUAAGAGUUUUGAGACGCUUGAAAUAAAGGGCUGUGAGGGUCUUCCAUGUAACAUGGAAAUUGUUGUGAGUAGCCUUGUUUUGGGAUGUAAAGGUGAUCCUCGCAGAGCUCAAGAGAAGAAGAUGGGUAACAAAAGUCUCAGGGGGGAUGGUUUUCUGUCCAAGGGAUUCAAGCUCAAGUUAUGAGCAAAGCAGGGGAACUUCAAAGCCCAAAACUUUAUAAAAGGUGCAUGGCGUAGGUGGAAGAGGAAAUGGCUUGAAGCGGCUUCACCAAAUCCAUAGGUCUUAGUACUAAUUAGCUUUUAACCUCUGUAGAAGGUAUCUAUUCUAUUAAAACAUCAGUAUGACCAGUUGAUAAAGGUUGUGUCCAACUAUUAUUCCUUCUAUUUAAAAGUUUUUUUAUUAUUCUC
Brassica rapa (field mustard) is the source of this 1509-nucleotide messenger RNA. RefSeq names its product F-box protein At4g22390. NCBI's taxonomy places the organism in Eukaryota, Viridiplantae, Streptophyta, Magnoliopsida, Brassicales, Brassicaceae. The record is from RefSeq and is a predicted model, not a curated record. Gene Ontology annotation, molecular function: protein binding.